AUGAGCGCCGCCUACAUUAUACCUUUGGAUGAAAUGGACUUAGGUCUCUUACCAAAUACUUACUCUCCAAAGAGAAAUAUGCCGCUGUGGAGCUUAAACAAUGAACAAUGUGAAUUUCGUAUUUCCUAUAAUCCAUUGGAAGAUCAGACUGAUAAAGAUGCCUCAACAAACAAACAGGACCUAAAAACGACUAUGUGUCACAUUUGCAAGAUUGAUGUCCCGGUGAAAUAUCUCAAAGAACACAGAGAUGGUGUUAAACAUAAAACAUAUUUAAAAAUAGCUAACACAGCAUUGGAAAGGCUAAAAGAUGAAAUCAAUAAUAAUGUGUAUUCAGAAGAAAGAGACUCGUUGAAAUAUUUCUGUCCUCAUUGCACUACUGUUACAGAAGUAUGUGAUCGACAAAAACACGAUAAUUCCACAAAUCACAAGAACGCUGUCCUUAUUGACAGAUAUAUAACAAAUUUUCUUGAUUUUUAUACAAAUUCAACGGAUAACAUAAAAAAUACUUUGGAAUCUCAAGUUGCACUAUCAAAGCCAGCUGAUAAACUACUAAAUGCCAUACAAAACACGAAGCCAAUAGAUGUUCUGAAUAAUUUUGAUAUGGAAAAUUAUUUGAAUGUAUUGAAAUAUAAACACAAAAUGACCACUAAUAUAAAAGUGAUCAGUAAAGGAAGACUACUGAUAGAUAUAGAUGGAAGCAAACUAGAAAUUGACGAAGAUAAUUUUCAUGGUAUCUUAAACCGAGAGGGGGGUUGUGUUGAGUGCAUUGUUUGCAAAGAAAUUUUCAGAACUGAGAAUAAAUACAUACAUAUUCGAGGAUCAAAACAUGCUUAUAGAGUGACUAUGCCAAUUACAGGUAGCAACUGCUUAAGAGAGAUAUAUCCAUCGUGGUACCACUGCAUUCUUUGCAACACUAUCACUGAAAAUUACUCAACACACAUUGCCUUAGAUAGUAACCAUAACAAAAAUUUUGAAACUGCUUUCCAAUAUUUCAACUUCCAGGGAAAUAUCACAUCUUUAGACAAUCCCAAACCUAACAAUGAUCAUUUAAAUGACAACAAGUCUUUUGUUUUAAACAAAACUAGUAUAGAUGGCUCUGUUAUAUCUAAUGAUUCUACAGAAAACCAUACAUGCAAGUACUGUAAUAUCCAACUAAAAAAAAACAGCCAAAGGCAACAUUCCUUGACCUCAAGACAUAUAUGGAAUACCAAAUCUCCUUAUCAUUACUUAUACACAGUUAAUACAAGUACAUGUAGAGUUUGCGAUAUCGAUGACAACAAUGUUGAAAGUCAUGUGGACUCAGAAAAUCACAAACAAAAGUACAGAGAAUACUUAUCGGACAAUAGAUUAGUUUCCAUUGAUUUGGAUAAAUUCUUUUGCAUGGUCUGUUUUGAUGUGGUAAUGAUAAGAAACGAAUUACUACAUACAUAUAAACCAAAUCACAAGAAACAAAUGGAUAGUGUAAAAGAUGACGAGAACUAUUACUGUGCCAUAUGUGAUAAAUCUAUUAAAAAUGAUAAAAAUGGAAUAAAACUUCACAACGAAAGUAAGAAGCAUCGGAAAAACAUUGCAACAUUUAAAUAUAUAUAUGCAACUAUUACAGAAAUAUAUGAUACGCUUUUAUCAACUGAUAGCCAAGUAAAUUUGAAAUGUACGCUAUGCGACAUACUUGUUGCAAAUAAUAGAAAUAGUGUGGAAUCUCAUACGCAAAGCUGGAAACAUAUAGAAAAAUACAGAGAACUCCUGAAAGAUAAUAUUAUGGAGGUGAAAGAAAAUGCUAUAUGUUGUAAUGUAUGCUAUAUCUGUAUAACUAAUAAAGUAUGUGUCCAACAUUUGAGAGGUAAAAAACACAUCAAAAAACUUGGACUUCACAAUGAAAAAUUAAAUAAUACAAACAUUAUAAAAGAAACAAACACGAAUGAAUCAGAUGGAAAGAAUAAUGAAAACAGUAAUAAUAAUCCUGGCAUUAAUGCAAAUGGAAUAAAUGCCAUUACUACUGUAGAUGAGAUUAAUGAAAUAUAUAAUUCAGAGAUUAAUUUAAAUGAAACUAAUGACAUGAAAAUUAAUGUGAUAUCGACCAUAAGAAAUGAACCUGGCAUUAAUAUGAAUGAAUCUACAAUUAAUGAACCUGGGAGUAAUAUGAAUGAAGCCAUAAGAAAUGAACCUGGCACUAAUAUGAAUGAAGCUACAAUAAAUGAACCUGGGAGUAAUAUGAAUGAAGCCAUAAAAAAUGAACCUGGCACUAAUAUGAAAGAAGCUACAUUUAAUGAACCUGGGAGUAAUAUGAAUGAAGCCAUAAGAAAUGAACCUGGUGUAAACAUAGAAAAAAAUGAAGAAAACAAAGCGAACAUAAAUGAAAAUGUCAACAAAAUUAAUGAUUCUGAUGUGAAUGUAUUAGAUGAAAAAGUGAAAAAAUUUAUCAAAUUAUUUAAAACGACGGAAAAGAGUAAAGCAUGUAAGGAACGUUUGCAAUUAAAACGUGUGCCGCUGGAUACGUGGAAUAUAAGGGAACAGCUAUGUCUAGCGUCGGCGGUCUUUAGGAGCGGCGAUCAGAAUUGGAUGACUGUUUCUCGCGCUCUUAAAACGGUCGCAGAGUCGAACAGGCCACCGGAUUGGUAUUCGCAAAAAAGUUGCGCAGCUCAAUAUGGAGCUUUAUUGGAACAUGUUGAAACACCGAAACGAAAGAAAAGAAACUCGGAAGGCGGAGUGGAAACACCGCAGGAGAGCAUCUUGAAACAAUUAACGCAACAACGGAUACAGGAAAUACAGAAUACAUUAACGGAAAUGAACACACAGUAUGAACAGUUGAAGAACGAAAUCAACGAAGUCCGCAACAACUCGACCCCAGAUGAAAGGAUCCAGGAGUUGUGGGCUGGUAUAGAGAGCGCCAAGCGGGCGAGGGAGAGAGACAGCGCUAGGCGGGCCGCCUGGCUGAAAGAAAGAGAGGAGAGACGCGCCAGGGCCGAGAGGACGUGGAGGCCGCAGACCACGUCACCUGCUGGUGAGGCACGGCGGGUAGAGGGAGACAGGGAGAUAGAGUGUGCGACUAGCCCCGCGCCCCCGUCGUCUCCUCUGCUGACGUCACUCCUCAAGUCCUCGCCGGUGGUAACUACGCCACAACACAUACCACACCCGGCUAGUGUUGUCGAUACAGUAUCUCCUUCAGCGGGUGCCCCGACCCUCUCUCUGUUACUAGAGCUGCCUCAUGACAACAAACACGCGGCCAUCGAGCACAUCAAGAGUCAACUGGUGCAGAUAGAACACCAGUUGAAAGCUAAUUCCCAACCACCAGUUCAAAACGUCCCAGUUUCAUCGGUUCCAGCUGUAGAUAUAGACGACAUCGAAAUAAAAGCUGAAGAUGUUUACGCGUUCAGUGACAUAGACAUACAUAUACCGCCCGUGACUAGCAUGCACAAGGGGAAUGUACGGGUGCUUGAAAAAUCGAAAAAAGGAGUGGAAAUUGAGCCGGUGGAAAUUGAAAACACAGAAGUACCUGCUAUGGAGUAUAAGGAAGAAACACCAGUACAAGAGAGUCCAAAAGAAGAACCACAAACAGACACUCCAUUACCAGAAGAAACUCAACCGGAAGUGGUAGAAGAAAAGCAAGAGGAGCCGGAGAAAGAGGAAGUCAAGAUCAGUUUCCCGGAAGUCAAGUUCCCGACACCGGAAAUAAAAGUUAUACAAGAUGAACAGAAGAAGGAAGAGGUCAAAGAACCAGAAGUUAAUCCAGAAGAAAAAAUGGAAGAAGAUAUUACAGAAGAAUUACAAGAAAAACCUGCACAAAUACAAGAAGAAAAUGUUCAAGAAAGUAAUAAAGAAGAGACUACAAAUGAACCUACGAUUGAGCAAUCGGUUGAGCAACCGGUUGAACAAACAGUUGAGCAACCAGUCGAGCAACCGAUCGAGCAACCAGUUGAGCAACCGGUUGAGCAAUCAGUAACAGAAGAUAGUAUACAAGACCCACAAGAUAUACCAUUACCGCCCGAAAAUGUUAAACAGGAAGUGGAAGCUGUAGAAGAACCACCACAAGAACCGGUUCCAGAAGUACAAGAAGAAAAUAAAACAGAAGAUUUACCAGAAGAUAAAGAAGAUUUAAAGAAGGACGCAGAAGAUAUAAAGAAAGAAGAUGAUGAGGAUUCAAUACCGUUAAAGGAAAUGUUGAAAGAGGAGUUCCAGGAUGAAAUUAAAUCUGAAACUGUUGAAGAAGACACACACACAGAGACAGACGACGAUACUCCUAUGGAGUUGAGCAGAGAAGAAGAUAGGGACGGAAAGAAGAAAAGAGACUAUUCAAGGAAAAAGAAAUCUGAUUCACGGACCUGUUCAGGUUCUGAAAGCGCCCCGGAGUCUCCUUCAGCGAGCGACGCCGAGCGGCAACACAGGUUGUGGAGGAAGAGCGUCAUGUUGGUGUAUAGCAGGCUGUGCGCACACAAGUACGCCUCACUGUUCCUCAGACCGAUCACUGAUGAGGAAGCGCCCGGGUACAGCGUGGUGGUAAAGAGACCCAUGGACCUCACUACUAUACGGAGGAACAUAGACUCGGGGAACAUACGUACAACAGCUGAGUUCCAGCGAGACGUUCUCUUAAUGUUGUCCAACGCUCUCCUGUACAAUAGUAGCUCACACAGCGUGUACAGCAUGGCUAAAGAGAUGCACCAGGAGGAAAUAUUCAACAAGCGAGCAUCUCUGUUCUCGAUAUGUUGGGAGUGUAAAGCUAUUAUAUACAGACUACAACGAUUCAGAAAACAGGUACAGCUCGCACAGAAACAGUUGUCGGAGGUGAUUGAUGGAAGGAAUCUUAGACCAAACCACAUUCAGUGUGACAUAUGUAAGGCGUAUGUGAAACAAAAGAGUUUUAAGCACCACAGACAGAGCCACUAUACAAAACAUGUAUGUGAUAUUUGUCAGUUUGUCGCAUAUAAAAUUGAUAGAAUGAAUACACAUUUGAAGAAAAAUCAUGGUGUGGAUGUUGAGUACAAAAAGGUGAAAAGAAAACCAAAUGAAUGUAAGACACCGGAUAAAGAGACGGUGGGGUGUCUAUGUACAGAAUGUAAUAAAUGGUUUGAGGUACAUUCUACGCCAUUGCCCAGAGAGCAGUGUCCCACAUGUGGCAAACUCAUUCGUCAAGACCUAAUGAAGGCCCACGCUAACACACACACACACAGACAGACACACGUGUGUGUGGCGUGUGAUAAAAGCUUCAUAUCAAGAGCAUCAUACGAGAAUCAUCUCAAAUAUGCUAAAACACACGCAGUUGGAGAUAUUUUGAAAUUCAAAUGUCCUGAAUGCAAAAAAGGCUAUAGAUCUACCGGCGAGUUACGAGAUCACGUGAACUAUCAACACAUGGGAAAGACGCUACACAAAUGUCCUAUAUGUAGUAAGGCCCUAGCGACACGUAGGUGUAUAACCCGCCACGUCAAGAGAGCGCAUCACGGGAUCAAAGAGAAUGACAAGGACAAGAUAUGUCAGACGUGCGGCAAGACGUUCAGGGACAAGAAGUGUCUUCGAGAACACGAACUCAUCCAUACAGGUGAGAGGCCGCUUUCUUGUGAUAUUUGUGGUCGUACGUUCAGACAAAGCGCGUCAUUAUACACACACAGACGGAGAGUUCAUAAUAUAGUGGCCACUCAAAGAAUCGUGGUACAUGAGGAAGGUUUGGAGAAAUAG
This is a messenger RNA of Danaus chrysippus (African queen), 5667 nucleotides long. NCBI's taxonomy places the organism in Eukaryota, Metazoa, Arthropoda, Insecta, Lepidoptera, Nymphalidae. The record is from the annotation of a GenBank genome assembly.